This is a messenger RNA of Onychostoma macrolepis, 2394 nucleotides long. RefSeq names its product ankyrin repeat domain 34Bb (gene ankrd34bb). The coding region runs from base 397 to 2049 and encodes 550 amino acids. The record is from RefSeq and is a predicted model, not a curated record. NCBI's taxonomy places the organism in Eukaryota, Metazoa, Chordata, Actinopteri, Cypriniformes, Cyprinidae. The transcript is spliced from 2 exons. Gene Ontology annotation, molecular function: protein binding.
CUUAUGUAAAGGGGAUUAGAUAACUAAUUCAGUUUUCUUGUGUCUUCUUGUGAAGUGCCACCUAGACGUGCCACCUACAUAGUCAUCAUAACAAACAUCUUUAUAUUAGUGUCUACCUGGUAAAUGGCGAGAGACUCUAGAUUAGAGCAGGAAGCCUCUCAUAUUAUUCUGAGGCAAAGAGGGAGAGAACAUUUCAAUGUCAAAGAGUUAUCAAGUUUGCUUUGAUGCGAAUGAAUUAGAUAAAAGGCAGACACUUAAGUAAAAACCUUGAGAAACUGUGGUUCUGAUGCAGUGUGCUCACUUUCUCUUGCCUGACAGAAGUCAAAGAAGAAAUCAGCUCCUAUGAUCCACUGAGCCGAUGCAACAUUAGCCUCUCAACGGUCUCACCACUUCAACAUGGAGGACUCGACAGAGGUGCGGACAGAUGGAAACUCUUUGCUUAAAGCAGUAUAUCUGUGCCGCCUGAGGUUGACGCGUCUGCUGCUGGAAGGAGGGGCUUACAUUAAUGAGAGUAAUGAGAGAGGAGAAACUCCACUGAUGGUGGCCUGCAAAAGCCACCAUGCUGAUGCUCAGAGUGUGCCAAAACCCAAGAUCAUCAGGUAUCUUCUUGAAAAUGGUGCGGACCCCAACAUUCAGGACAAGUCUGGUAAGACCGCCCUAAUGCAUGCCUGCAUAGAGCGGGCAGGAGAUGAGGUGUUGUCACUUCUGCUCUCCAGUGGAGCUGACCCUAGUUUGGAGGACCACACUGGUUCCUCCGCUCUGGUCUAUGCAGUUAACGCUGGAGACAAGGAUGCACUGAGAGUACUACUAGAUGCCUGCAAGGCCAAGGGCAAAGAAGUUAUCAUCAUUACAACAGACAAACUACCAUCCGGAAGACAAAUGACCAAGCAGUAUCUGAACGUACCACCUCCUCCAAAUCUUGAGGACCGGUUGCACUGUGCCCCUGCGUCAUGUAUGUGCCCUUCUGAAAUUAAACUCUCUACCCCUCUUAUCUCACCACCCACCAGUAACCAAUCUGAGACCCUGGGAUCCACACCAACACUGCCUACAUCCAAGCCAGGAUCACCGACUCAAGAUUCAAGCCCUUUGCAAGCAGCUAGUGUGGCGAAGCUGUUGCAUCUACAGAGGCUUCACUCUGAGCCCUGGCUGAAGAUCCCUCCAUCUCUGCUCCUACAGCAAAGCAAGUCCUCAUCCUUGACCGAGGAGCUUCUAGAUAUCACUUCCGAAGAGGAGCUCUCCUUUGGGUACAAUGGUUGCAGACCUCCACUGAGAGCGACUGUAGCUCGGCACCAAAGCUUCGACGUCAAGGACUCUACUGGUCUGCUUAGAGCCUUUGAGACAACAUCUGAUGCUGAAAGAGAACUAACAAAAGAACAGAAAUGGCUCAGUAGAAAAAUGUCCUAUGAUGGGGAGUUGCUACCACACUCUUCCUCACAUCAGAACCUCAAACAGGCAUCCAUCUCAGAUGCUGCCCCUGUGGCCCGGGACCCAGACUGUCUUCCCAACCUGGCCGUUUCAAGCCUACGCAACGUGUUUCGCCGGCGCAACAUCGGAAUGGACCACUACAGUUCUGACUCUCAGUUGCCUCAAUUUGGGAGCCAACCCUCUGAAGACCUCGGGAAGACUGGAGGAGGAACCGGGGGGACGGAGAAACGCAAGCUUGUUACCAGCCGCUCCUCCACUCUCUCUGGAUCCAGAGAAUCUCUGGAGAGUCUCGUUCAGAGGAGGAGCCCGGCCAUGCUGGAGCGGAGGGGAUCCGGAGCCCUGCUCCUAGAUCAUAUCUCACAGACCCGGCCUGGUUACCUGCCACCUCUCAAUCCGCAUGCACCCAUUCCAGAUAUUAAAGUCAAUACCAGUGUUGGAGUGAAUAGUGGAAGCAAGCCUGUGGCAGGAACUACACCCAUUGUUUCUGGAUCGAGGCAUUUUGUGCCCUGUGCCCCGAUCCAUCCCAGAGAUCACAAAAAUAAGAAGAGUCUGCUAAGACGACACUCCAUGCAAACCGAGCAGAUCAAGCAGCUGGUCAAUUUUGAAGAGAUCUUUGGGCAGUAAACACCCCAAAGGUAGGUUGGGGUAAAUAUAGAGAUUUAAUGUCAUGUCAGUCUACACUAAGUCUGAAAUCUGAAGCGAAUAAAUGUUAGAUUGAAAUACGAUUCAUAAUAAACAUCUCAACCACCUCCUUUAUGCACUUUCCAGACUGGACAAUGGGAGUAUAUGUUUGUUUUGAUCAUAAACUUUACUGCACUUUACUUCUGUUCUUUGUGCUCUCACUCAUUAGUGUACUGAAUCAGAAAAUUGACACUUUGUUGCUGUUUAAGGCACUGCUUUCUCUUUGAACCUGAUUCAUAUCUGCAGUGUCUUAAUAUUUACAAAACAAGAAAAUAUUGUGACCUUGUA